Molecule: messenger RNA, 2652 nt
Organism: Saccharomyces eubayanus
Lineage: Eukaryota; Fungi; Ascomycota; Saccharomycetes; Saccharomycetales; Saccharomycetaceae
Product: metallo-dependent hydrolase superfamily protein
Exons: 1
Coding region: 1-2652 (883 amino acids)
Biological process (GO): IMP salvage
Cellular component (GO): cytosol
Molecular function (GO): AMP deaminase activity
Source: RefSeq, a predicted model, not a curated record
AUGCAAGCGGUAGAAAGAAGACCUUCGCUGCUCUUUGACGAAUAUCAGAACUCCAUCACUAAGCCUAAUGAGACGAAGAAUAAAGAGGCCAAGAACAACAGUACUGCUUCCCCAUCUAAAUUAAAGCAGAAGGAGAUUUCUGUGGAUGAUAUGGAUAUGAUUUCAUUGCCCACGGACUUCGACAGGCAAAUGGAUUUAGGCUCGCCCAUGUUUUUCGAUCCUGAGGAUGAAGAGAAUAAAAUUGAUCCGAUUCCUUCGAUAUCGCAUCAUUAUGGAAACAUCGACGAUGGUAGUUUCGUUCCCUCAUAUUUACCCUCAAAUUUAAAGAUUGAUCAAAAUGUCAAGGACCUCUUUGCUAAUCCAUUUGAGUUGGUCUCUCAAAUGAGGAAAAGAUAUAUCACUACCUCUAAACAAGAUGGCGUUUCCAAUAUCAAGAACGACUUACAAAACUGGUUCUUAUAUCCUAAGCCUUUACCCAAGUUUUGGAAAUUUGAAGAUGACAAACGUUUACAAGACCCCUCAGACUCGGAUUUGAACGAGGGUGGGGACAAUACUGCGGCAGGAGCCAUCACACCGCAUCAUCAUGGGUACUACUACCCAAGUUACUUUACCGAUCACUAUUAUUAUGCAAAGUCGGAUCCGAAGGAGAAAGGUAAAGUGAAAGUGCCAUAUACUGGUGAGUAUUUCGAUUUAAAUCAUUAUAAAGAACAGUAUGUGUCCCAUUUAAACAAACAAAAGGAUAAACAAUAUUCCUCUUUGUGUCCUAAUUCUAGUGAAGAAGAGCCACAGGAGGAAGAAUACUUGACAGAUGUGCCUACAUUCCAAGAGUUUAGGGACGAUUUUGCAUACGUCAUAGAAUUAGUUCAAUCCCAUAAGUUUAAUGACAUUUCACGAAAGAGGUUAUCUUAUUUAUUAGACAAAUUUGAAUUGUUUCAGUACCUAAAUUCUAAAAGAGAAAUUUUAGCGAACAAAAAUGUUCCCUACAGAGAUUUUUAUAAUUCUCGUAAGGUAGACAGAGAUUUAUCUUUAAGCGGUUGCAUUUCUCAACGUCAACUUAGCGAAUAUAUCUGGGAGAAAAUAAACUUAGAACCUGACAGAAUAGUAUAUCAAGACGCGGAAACAUCAAAAAAAUUCACAUUGUGUGAUAUCUUUCAGUUUGGCUGCUCUGCCGAUGAUCUGCCUAUUGCGGUUGGGUUGAAGUUGAUUGAUGACGAAUUCCUGGACUGGUAUAAAAAUGUCUAUCUAAUAGACUAUCAUUUAACUCCUAACAAAUCAGCAAAUCUGAACGGUAAAGAAAUGAGGUUUUUUCUACUGGCCAAAGUCUUUCUUGAAUUUGAUAACUUCAUUGAAGGUGAGUAUCUUGCAGAAAUUUUUAUAAAAUACGUUAUCCACAUCCUGGAAAAAUCAAAGUAUCAAUUGGCCCAGAUAUCCGUUAGUUUCCAAUUUUAUUCUGAUGGUAAGGAUUGGUAUAAAAAAUUUUCACAGUGGUUGUUGCGAUGGAAGCUGGUAUCAUAUAACGUUCGCUGGAACAUACAAAUUCCUAGAAUCUUUCCUAAGUUAUUCAAGGAAAAUGUUGUCUCUAAUUUCCAAGAAUUUUUGGAUCUAAUAUUCAAUUCUUUAUUUGAUCUGGAAAAAAAUGAAACGAUGGAUUCAUCAGUGGAUAGUGAUACCAUUGGCGUCCAGUUUUUCUUAUCAAACGUUUGUUCUAUGGACUUAGUCAUUAAGGAAUCCGAUGAAUAUUACUGGAAAGAAUUUACUGACGUGAAUUGUAAGCCAAAGUUUUGGACUGCACAAGGCGAUAAUCCUACUGUUGCACACUACAUGUAUUAUAUUUACAAGAAUUUAUCAAAGUUGAAUUUCUUAAGGUCACAAAAUCUUCAAAAUACAAUCAUUUUAAGAAACUAUUGUUCGCCGUUAUCUAGCAGAACUUCUCAAUUUGGCGUAGAUUUAUUUUUCACAGACCAAAUAGAGUCGUUGGUGUGCAACCUACUACUUUCUAACGGCGGGUUAUUACAGGUGGAGCCACUUUGGGAUACGGCAUCAAUGAUUCAAUAUCUAUUUUACCUUUUUCAAAUUCCUAUUCUAGCUGCUCCAUUAUCGUCUGUGUCGCUAUUAAAUUCUGAAAAAUCUUCCACCUUAAAUCAUAAAAGCAUUCUCCUCGAAAGCGAUUAUUUGAAAGAUCAAGCCUCCACCAAGAUCAACCCUUCUAGAGAUAUUACUAUUGACGAGCAAAGGUCAUAUGAAACAAACCCUUUUAUGAAAAUGUUUAGAAUGGGAUUAAAGGUUUCUUUGUCGUCAAAGUCGAUUCUUUAUAAUAGUUCCUAUACGUUAGAACCUCUGAUUGAAGAAUACAGCGUUGCAGCGAGUAUUUACUUACUUAAUCCUACAGAUUUAUGUGAGUUGUCCAGAACGAGUGUGUUGUCUAGUGGAUAUGAAGGUUGGUAUAAAGCUCACUGGAUUGGUGUUGGAGUAAAAGAGGCCUCAUUUUUUGAGGAAAAUGUCGGUGGAAUAGAUAUUUGGUAUGAUACAGCAGAAGAUACUUCAAUAAAACAUAAUGUCCCAAUGAUUAGAAGAAGAUACAGGAAAGAGACAUUGGAUCAAGAAUGGAGCUUCAUUCAAGAUCACUUUGGUACAUUUAACUCCAUAUGGUAG